AUGGGUUCCAAUGGGACUGGUACCAAGAUCCUGCUUCUUGGAGAUAUCGAUCACGCGCAUAAGACUUGGGAUGCCCUGAGCGACGUCGGCGAACUGGUGAAGACAAGAGCAAGCAAUCGCACCGAAUUCCUACAGGAAUGUCGCGAGGGCAGAUACGACGGCGUUGUCGCCAUCUACCGCACCUUCCACUCCAUUUCCAUCACUGGCUUAAUUGACGAAGAGCUAGUGAAUGCGCUACCAAGCUCAUUGAAAUACAUGGCACACUGUGGAGCCGGCUAUGACAUGAUCGAUGUCCACGCCUGCACCGCUCGCAACCCUCCCAUCCGAGUUUCCAACGUCCCCACCGCAGUGGACGAUGCCACUGCCGAUGUAAACAUUUUCCUUAUUCUUGGCGCUCUUCGUAACUUCAAUGGUGGCAUGCAUUCCCUGCGCGAGGGCAAAUUCAUUGGCCAGACCCCCGUUGGUCAUGAUCCCCGAGGCAAGGUUCUGGGAAUUUUGGGAAUGGGUGGUAUUGGACGUAAUCUGAAGAAGAAGGCCGAGGCUUUCGGUAUGAAGGUUAUUUACCAUAACAGACGCCAGUUGAGUGAGGAGCUUUCGGGUGGAGCUCAAUAUGUGACUUUUGAUGAGUUGCUCGCGACCAGUGACGUGCUCAGCUUGAAUCUGCCGUUGAAUAAAAACACACGUCACAUUAUUAGCAAGGCGGAGUUUGCUAAGAUGAAGGAUGGCGUGGUUGUUGUUAACACUGCCCGUGGGGCGGUUAUGGAUGAGGCCGCCCUUGUUGAGGCUCUUGACAGCGGCAAGGUAUUCUCUGCUGGUCUUGACGUUUUCGAGGAGGAACCGAAGAUUCACCCCGGACUGAUGAACAACCAUAAUGUGAUUUUGGUGCCUCAUAUGGGUACUUGGACAGUCGAGACUAUGACUUCAAUGGAAGUAUGGGCUAUUGAGAAUAUUCGUCAGGCUCUUGAGACUGGAAAGCUCAAGAGCCCUGUCCCCGAGCAAGCUGAUAUGUAA
Messenger RNA from Penicillium pulvis, 1011 nucleotides. Its product is annotated as D-mandelate dehydrogenase-like dehydrogenase. NCBI's taxonomy places the organism in Eukaryota, Fungi, Ascomycota, Eurotiomycetes, Eurotiales, Aspergillaceae. Gene Ontology annotation, molecular function: hydroxypyruvate reductase [NAD(P)H] activity; glyoxylate reductase (NADPH) activity; NAD binding. The coding region runs from base 1 to 1011 and encodes 336 amino acids. Gene Ontology annotation, cellular component: cytosol. The record is from RefSeq and is a predicted model, not a curated record. The transcript is spliced from 5 exons.